Messenger RNA from Protopolystoma xenopodis, 1389 nucleotides. The record is from the annotation of a GenBank genome assembly. NCBI's taxonomy places the organism in Eukaryota, Metazoa, Platyhelminthes, Monogenea, Polystomatidea, Polystomatidae.
AUGCUUCAUUUUUGUCUAGAGGACACUCUGCAGUCUCAACUUUCCAGUCUUCGCUUUGAGCAGCCCCACCAAUUCUCUUGUUCCAAUGAUGGUCUUUAUGCUUCUCAGUUACAGUCACGUUCCACUCAGCUCAGCAGUGAUCCUACUGACCAAUUAUUUCACUAUAACACGGCUAGCAUAGGCGCUCUGGCAAAUGUGCUUCCCGAUUCUGAAAAUGUUGGUUUAAAGGACAGUUUACUUAACAAACCAUUAUCAUCAGCUGUAAAUGGUCCUCUGGGAAGUACUGGAGGCGCACCAGAAGCCUCAAAUGCCAGUGACUUACCUUGUCUUGACUUGGCCAAGAAACUAUCACUCGACGACUACAACCUCAAAUCUGCCAAACAUGUCUUGGCUUCUGCCUCACAAACAGGGACCCGCGCCAAUCGGUCUCUUCCUCCUUCGCCUGGUUCUUCUAGGCGGUCGGCUGUUGAGCCUGGCCUCUGGCAAACUCAAGAGCAGCGUCCCGAGCACUAUCAGAGCUCCUACCGGUGUAAAGAAGAGAAGCAGCAUAUCAAUACACAGUCACAACCGGAACCACAUGAACUCUCAGAUCGAUCUGUAGACUUAUUGAGAUUCGAAAAUAAAACCGGUUCCAGUGACUCCUCCCUUAAGUCGACUGACACUGCAAUAUAUUUUGAACAGCCAGAGACAUCCACUAAAACCCCUAGGCGACUGUCGGAGAGUAAAGCUAAACUAAGAGAAGAUGGAGAACAAGGACCAUCCAUAGUUGAUUCUCAAUUACCAGAACGCCAAAUCGCCCGUGAUCGAUCUCGUAAGCAUCGCAGAGGCCCUGGCAAUCGGAGCUACCCUGCCUGUCCAAAGCAAGUUGGAAGAUCUUCUAUGCUUAGCCCAGCGCUUCAGGCAACUCCCACUCUACAUACUUCUGCUCUUUCUUCAUCGCUUUCCUCAGCCUCCGGAUCUUCCUCCUCGUCUUCAGCUGCAUCUGUUUCUGCUUCUCCAUGUUUCAAUCCACCUUUGCAUUUAGGAAGCAAAAAUUCUAGGCGUCCAACAAAAAAUCCGGAAAUAAAGGUCCGUUAUUCAAGACGAAAACCACGUCAUGAUUAUAGCACUUGUUAUUCUCAUUCGGUUAAUCAUCAUAAUCACCACCUUGGUCAUCACCAUAGCUGUCGUUCCAGAUCCAGGGCUAACUGCUGCCAACUUGACAACCUUUGUGAUCGCCAACCUCACAAUGCCAAUUCUGAUAUCCAACACACCUCCGGCCAACAGCUUCGAAACUCACCGCACACGAAUGCGAAAAUACUGACUGACCAGGCAAAGCUACCUACUGAGUCUCAGGAACCAGGUAGUUUUCUGGCCAGCCACGUUUUUCUUCCUCGCCCCAUAUGUUGA